Messenger RNA from Letharia columbiana, 726 nucleotides. RefSeq lists its product as uncharacterized. Gene Ontology annotation, biological process: cytoplasmic translation. NCBI's taxonomy places the organism in Eukaryota, Fungi, Ascomycota, Lecanoromycetes, Lecanorales, Parmeliaceae. The record is from RefSeq and is a predicted model, not a curated record. The transcript is spliced from 8 exons. Gene Ontology annotation, molecular function: GTP binding; GTPase activity. The coding region runs from base 1 to 726 and encodes 241 amino acids. Gene Ontology annotation, cellular component: cytoplasm.
AUGGUCAACAUCACCGAGAAGAUCAAAGAGAUCGAGGAUGAAAUGCGAAGGACGCAAAAAAAUAAGGCGACAGAGUACCAUCUUGGUCUACUGAAAGGGAAGCUCGCCCGCCUUCGUGCUCAGCUGCUUGAACCAGCUCCUGGUGCAGGGUCCGGCGGUGGGACCGGGUUUGAUGUUAGCAAAAGCGGUGACGCACGGAUUGCGCUUGUGGGCUUUCCUUCUGUUGGCAAAUCCACUUUCCUCUCCAAAAUUACGAAAACGAAGAGCGAAGUUGCGGCAUAUUCUUUUACUACUCUGACGGCCAUCCCCGGUGUACUUGAAUACGGAGGCGCAGAAAUCCAAGUUCUCGAUCUGCCCGGAAUUAUUGAGGGAGCUUCCGAGGGUAAGGGACGAGGGAGGCAGGUCAUCAGUGCUGCGAAGACAAGCGACCUGGUUUUGAUGAUCCUUGAUGCCACCAAGAAGGCAGAGCAGAGGGCGCUGCUUGAGGGCGAGCUUGAAGCUGUUGGCAUUCGAUUGAAUCGAGAGCCACCUAAUAUCUACCUGAAACCGAAAAAAGCCGGAGGCAUGAAAAUCACAUUUCAAAAUCCUCCUAAAAACCUUGACGAGAAGAUGCUGUACAAUAUACUACGAGACUACAAGAUGCUGAACUGUGAAGUGCUUGUUCGAGACGAGAACGCGACCGUUGUGAGGCUUUUCUCGUACUUAUCUCAUCCUGUUCGAGACUGA